AUACACCAGACAAGUACAUUGAGUUUAUAAGGGCCGUGUACACUCUCUUGACUGAGCAGAUAGGGGGUAUUAAAUUUACACUAGAAAACAUGGCAAUGCGCGAUGAAGUGCUUGGAAAAUAUUUUAUAAGAAGAAAUGCACUUUGGGGGUUAAAAAACCAUACAGCGGCUAUUUGUAAUCUUAAGGAAACAAUAGACAGGUAUAGAAAUUGCCCUUUUAUUGAUUCAGUAGAGCUACCAACAUAUACUCGAGUAAAGGCAUAUGAUAGAGAAAAUGGCAGAGAAAUAGAUGAUGAUGCCCAAAUGUACAUUAAUCAAGUGGAAGUAACUAUAUUGGGACUGGUGUGCUGUUUAAUGUAUGACUCAGAAACGAAAAGGUACACCACAGACCAUCUGCCAACAAAAAAAGAAACAGAGCCACUAAAACAAUUUUUUGAGAAAUAUCCAGUGCCAACAGAGAGUACUAGCCGUGAGAUGCAGCAGGAUUGGUGCAGAGUAAUAGCAAGCUCAAAGAAUGAUAAGAUUGUGUAUACCAGAGAAGGAAAGAAUCAAUUGGCAACCGGCUUGUUAAACAUGCUAUAUGUUGUGUCAGAUAUAACUGGAAGCAUAGAAGAAGUGCUUAAAGAAAUCGAGAAUAUGACAAUUGCGCGUGAUAGU
This is a messenger RNA of Nematocida parisii ERTm1, 656 nucleotides long. RefSeq lists its product as uncharacterized. Lineage: Eukaryota; Fungi; Microsporidia. The record is from RefSeq and is a predicted model, not a curated record. The transcript has a single exon. The annotation marks the transcript as partial.